AUGGCCACUCACCCCUCCGGCCAGCGAAGAGCAGAGGACCUGCAGAACAGAAAACUGUUCAAGGCCGCCGGGCCCCGGGGCUGGGAAAUAUGGCGAGGACUCCAAGAAGCCGUGUCUCAGCAGAGGAUUGCUAAAUUUGGAAGUCUGGAGUGGAUCCAGCCCAGGAUUGCAGCUCGCACGCCUCAGCGGUGGGCCCGGGAGGCCCCUGGCUCCUGGUCUGCCCUGCCCGCAGCCGGCCGGAUCGCCGCUCCUGUCCGCCCCCCAGUCCAGCCCUGCCGAGGGUCCCCCAGCCUUCCAGGCAGGGUGAGGGGGGCAGAAGCCUCCGAGGGCACUGGGAUGAAGUCCAUGGGCUGGCUGAACGGUCCACUGGCCGAGACCACAGGCCUCCGAGUGCGGUGUCCGGGGGGCCCUUGGGUGAAGGAGGAAACCGGCGCCGUCUCCGUGCGCCCCGACGGUGAUUUGGAGCUGGGAAGCGAGCUGGCGCGGCUCACGCUGCUCUGCCUUCUGUCACUGCGAACGCCGGGCACCGCGUGUGCGGGAGUCAGGAUGGCCGCGACCGGGGACGGCGGAGCCGAGGCCACCUGCCCUGGCCCUCUGCCGAAGGCGGAUGCUCCUGACGGAAGCCGGGGCCCAGGUUCCAGACCCGUGAACCCUGCUGGAAAAGCCCCGUCCACCCUCCCCACCACCCCAAUGCCUGGCAAGUGGCUGCAGGAGCCGGCCAUUAAUCAAGACUCACUGGCCCUGGGAACGGCCAGUGCCCAGGAGGAGGCGGCCUGGGCGCUGCGGGCGCUCGGAGCCGUGUCUCCAGUCAGUUUGCUCUCCCCGGAGGAGCCCGGGCAGCCUGCUGUCCCCCCAGCGCGCGCUGGCCGGGAUGGGCUCCCUGUGUUCUUGCGUCUCUGUGGGGAAGGUGGCCUUGCCUGUCCGCGGGGAACACGGGGCUCGCAGCACCGCACCCCGGAGCCAGGGAAGGGCACGCUUGCCGGGGCCACUGCACGAGGAAGCCAGCUCCUGCACGGCUGGCCCAGCAUCCCUUUCUCUAUGGCUGAGAGCUGGAACAGCUGGUGGAUGCGGAGGAACCUUCCUUCAGAUGCUGGGAACCCACCAUCGCAUGAAGCCACCACAGCCCCUGCUGCCCUGGAUCCCGGGCUGUUCCUCGAGCAAGGGAACCGGCAGAGCACGGACCCCCCCCACGAGGGGCGGUGGUGUGGAAUCCAGGAGCAUCCGUGCAGCUCGGGACCCGAGCCUGCGUCACUGCCACACGGAGCAUCCAGGUUUCGUUGUCAGGCGCUGUCUUUGGACUGGUCCUGA
Rangifer tarandus platyrhynchus (Svalbard reindeer) is the source of this 1308-nucleotide messenger RNA. NCBI's taxonomy places the organism in Eukaryota, Metazoa, Chordata, Mammalia, Artiodactyla, Cervidae. The record is from the annotation of a GenBank genome assembly.